Molecule: messenger RNA, 4588 nt
Organism: Condylura cristata (star-nosed mole)
Lineage: Eukaryota; Metazoa; Chordata; Mammalia; Eulipotyphla; Talpidae
Gene: SLC9A8
Product: solute carrier family 9, subfamily A (NHE8, cation proton antiporter 8), member 8
Exons: 16
Coding region: 94-1836 (580 amino acids)
Biological process (GO): sodium ion transport; proton transmembrane transport; regulation of pH
Cellular component (GO): Golgi apparatus; membrane
Molecular function (GO): sodium:proton antiporter activity
Source: RefSeq, a predicted model, not a curated record
CGGGCCGCCCGCCUCUCCAGCGGAAGGCGGAAGCAAACACAAGACCUGCUAGCCCCGCAGCGCCCAACUCGGUGGUCCUGGAGGCUCCGCAGGAUGGGGGAGAACAUGGCGGAAGAGGAGUUCCCCAAUACGACUCAUGAAGCUUUCAAUGUCACCCUCCACACCACCCUCCUUGUCACUACGAAACUGGUGCUCCCCACUCCUGCCAAGCCCAUCCUCCCAGUGCAGACGGGGGAGCAGGCUCAGCAGGAGGAGCAGUCAAGCGGCAUGACCAUUUUCUUCAGCCUCCUCGUCCUAGCUAUCUGCAUCAUAUUAGUGCAUUUACUGAUCCGAUACAGAUUACAUUUCUUGCCAGAGAGCGUGGCUGUUGUUUCUUUAGGUAUUCUCAUGGGAGCAGUUAUAAAAUUUAUUGAAUUUAAAAAACUGGCAAAUUGGAAGGAAGAGGAAAUGUUUCGUCCAAAUAUGUUUUUCCUCCUGCUGCUUCCACCUAUUAUCUUUGAGUCAGGAUACUCGUUACACAAGGGCAACUUCUUUCAGAACAUUGGUUCCAUCACCCUGUUUGCUGUUUUUGGUACAGCAAUUUCCGCUUUUGUUGUAGGUGGAGGAAUUUAUUUUCUGGGUCAGGCUGAUGUAAUCGCUAAACUCAACAUGACAGACAGCUUUGCAUUUGGGUCCCUCAUUUCUGCCGUCGAUCCGGUGGCUACGAUUGCCAUUUUCAAUGCCCUUCAUGUGGACCCAGUGCUCAACAUGCUGGUUUUUGGAGAGAGUAUUCUCAACGAUGCAGUCUCCAUUGUCCUGACCAACACAGCUGAAGGUUUAACAAGGAAAAAUAUGUCAGAUGUCAGUGGGUGGCAAACAUUUUUACAAGCCCUUGGCUACUUCCUCAAAAUGUUCUUUGGCUCAGCGGCACUCGGCACUCUCACCGGCUUAAUCUCUGCAUUAGUGCUAAAGCACAUUGACCUGAGGAAAACGCCUUCCUUGGAGUUUGGCAUGAUGAUCAUUUUUGCUUAUCUUCCUUAUGGGCUCGCAGAAGGAAUCUCGCUCUCAGGCAUCAUGGCUAUCCUGUUCUCCGGCAUCGUCAUGUCUCACUACACACACCACAACCUGUCCCCAGUCACCCAGAUCCUCAUGCAACAGACUCUGCGGACCGUGGCCUUCCUGUGCGAAACAUGUGUGUUUGCAUUUCUUGGCCUGUCCAUUUUUAGUUUCCCUCACAAGUUUGAAAUUUCCUUUGUCAUCUGGUGCAUAGUGCUCGUGCUGUUCGGCAGAGCGGUGAACAUUUUCCCUCUCUCCUACCUCCUGAAUUUCUUCCGCGAUCAUAAAAUCACACCCAAGAUGAUGUUCAUCAUGUGGUUUAGUGGCCUGAGGGGCGCCAUCCCCUACGCCCUGAGCCUGCACCUGGACCUGGAGCCCAUGGAGAAGCGGCAGCUGGUUGGCACCACCACCAUCGUCAUCGUGCUUUUCACCAUCCUGCUGCUGGGCGGCAGCACCAUGCCCCUCAUCCGCCUCAUGGACAUCGAGGACGCCAAGGCACGCCGCAGGAACAAGAAGGACGUCAACCUCAGCAAGACGGAGAAGAUGGGCGACACCGUCGAGUCGGAGCAGCUGUCGGAGCUCACCGAGGAGGAGUACGAGGCGCACUACCUCAGGCGGCAGGACCUCAAGGGCUUCGUGUGGCUGGAUGCCAAGUACCUGAACCCCUUCUUCACGCGGCGGCUGACCCAAGAGGACCUCCACCACGGGCGCAUCCAAAUGAAAACCCUCACCAACAAGUGGUACGAGGAGGUGCGCCAGGGCCCCUCUGGCUCCGAGGACGACGAGCAGGAGCUGCUGUGACCACCGGGUGCUGCGGGCAGCGGACAGUGAGGACGGACAUCUGGCAGCCUCUCCGAGGUGGGAGGAGGGGAGAGAAGUAGCGGCCGAGAACUUUAACCCAGAACUUUCCAGGCCUUGGGAGCCAGCUGGCUUCUGAAGCGUGUCAUAGCCCCAGUCUUCCCGGAGCCAGGUCUCUGCGCCCAGUUGCUUCUCGGCCUGCAGAUGGCUGUCACCUGUCAGGUGAACGUGCCUUUCUGCUUCUGCAGCCGGACUGAGCGGUCUCCACCCAAGAUGCCAGAGAGGAGCGGUUCUGCCAGGCGCGCUGGCUGGGGUGCUUGGGGCGCGCUGGCUGUGUCCCCACCAUUCCCAUCCACUGCCUUCACCACCGCCCCAGGAGCCGCUGGGGCUGCCCGAGGGGUGCCUGUGCCAGCCGCACCACUGGGGGAGCUGCCCCAGGGGCCGACCUCCCGGCCCUCAGCUGCACAGCCAAUCCGGCCUAAGUGGCAGGCCCAGAAGUCGUGAUAACCUCAUUCCCCUUUGUGAUGUUGCUUAUGCGCCCUCGGGAAAGAAAAAUGGAGGCAGCUUUUUCAUGGUUACACCCAAGGUACCUCGCUGGCUGUGGCCGCACAACAGACCCGCCUCCCCUGGCAGGGCUGUGAAUGUUUACACUGGUGCCGGCAGGCGGCUCCGGAGCCCAUUGGAAGCUGCACCCCUGGGUUUCUUUAGCGUGAUUGAGCCCAUUCCGUGGGGUCAGAGCGCCCUCUAGAGGGAAAAGCCAGCGGUGCAGGGCGUCUGGGCCUGCAGUUCACACGCACUUUCACACUGGAGAGCCCCGCCUGGGGCCUAGCUCUUGUUUGUCCAGUGCCCCUGUUCCUGCACCCCAAGAUGUCUGCCCUCCACUUACCCUCACUGCAAGUCAGCAUUUCUUCUUUCCCUCUCCCAUUCUUUACUGUCCCGGUGCCAUCUGCCCCCCAUGCCAAGGUCCUGGCUGGGGCCCGAGCAGCAGUGCUCCCCCCUCCCUCCUGCGGCCUGUCCUGGGGCCCUCCCAAGGUGGGGAGCUGCCAAUCAUGUGCAGGUGAAAUGGAGUUCCUGAGUUUUGCUCCUCCCUGCCCCUUGACAGGCCUCCUGCCUGCGGGCCUUUGCUCACCCACAGCUGCUGGCUCAGGCUCCAGCAGGAGCCUCUGGGCGCCCUCCUCAGCCUCCAGGUGAUCUCACUCAUCACAUGCGAGCCCUGGGUUCUCGUGGGGGCACAGCGGGCCGUGCAGGCAGCACAGACCCCAGGCGGGUAGCAGGCCGGUUCCAUCCUCUCUGCCUCGGCAGUGGGCUGUGGAACCCCCUGGAACGGGUGCCAGGCCCGGCCCGCACACUACCUCCCUGGCAGAGUCACCCUAAGGCCAGUCAGCAGGAAGCACACAGGUUCCUUUUUAUGCGUGAGUAAGUUUGUGCUUGAUACAGCUACAAUGAAGUUGCUGUCCUGUGUGCCACCCCCACCUUAACGCCACCAUUUGCGCCAACAGAGUCGUAUUCCUCCGCCUAAGGCCCCACGGAGGAGUAAUGCAGUGGGUAAUUCUGGUCCCUGCCAUCUCCUACUUCCUUUUAGUGGACAAGAGAGCAAAGAGGGAAGCUCUGUCUCCACCUGGGUGCGGGGGCAGAGGCUGAGGCCCCACACUCUGGCAGGGUGGCCAGAGCCCGGAUCCCGCUCUGCUGAGGGGGAGCGGGAAGGUGGGGGAGCGUGUGGGCCUGCUUCUCCUCAGCCAAAUCACGGCCAUCAACGGUCCAGGCACGACUUGGUGUCUUGGUCACAAUAUUAAGUGCACAAAAGGAGCAAAGGUCCCUGGUCCUUCCCCCACCCCUCCAGAAUGCGGGAGAGACGCGUAUCUACUGGCUGGCAGGUGGGAAAUCAAACCCAAAGGUGCCUGACACAACAGCCUGAAGCUCAAGUUGUCCCACAGACCCCGGUCUCCGAAGGCCCAGGCAGUGUUGUCUCAGUGAAAACGCCUCUGUCAGAAUCAAGGCUUCGAAGCAAGCAGCCAGACCCCUUCCUUUUAGGCUUCUGCCAUUUCUCACACAAAUGGGGUUAGAAGUCCAGGGAAUUUCCUUGUCACUGGCCAUGUGACAAAGGAGGCUGGCUUUCUGGUUUCUGCUGGCUCACCCCAUCGGCACCCUCCCCUCCCCUGCAAGCCCCCUUCCCACCCACCUAUCCCCCGACAUAACCCAGAGGGCAAACACACUCAGCCCCCCUCACCUGUGGGUUGGGCUCCGCUGCUCUGCACAGCUGCCUGAGGUGCGUGGGGCGCUCAGCUGCUGCUGCGGCCCUGGCUGGACCCCUGAGGUUGCGUGUGGAUGGGGGGCCAGCCCCGUGGGACGGGCACCACAGCCUGUCAGUCACGUGGGAGGGCCGCCUUCCUGGCGCUUGCUCUCCUGCACAGCACCGGCCGAGGCCGCCUGCGCCCUGGCUUCGGGUUGAGACCCGGAGGCCUUUUGUCUCCGUGCUGCUUUCGUAUGUUUGUCUGAAGGGCCUUUGGGAAGGCCCAGCACAUCCCUUUGCCCCCACAAGUGGAGUGGCGGGGGCUUGCCAGGUGCUGGCUCCUGAGAAAUGACUGGCUGCUCUUUUGAUGGGGCUUUGGCCGGGAAGACGGGGCCGUGCUGGGAGGGGGCUGCUGAGCCUGGGCCCUGCUUCACCUCGCUGGACUCUGCAGAUUUCGGGGAGAGUGGUAACGGCGCUGUUUCAGGAUAUGGCUCUAGAAAUAAAAGUGAAUGCUCCCGACUCUGA